AAGGGAGUGGAGUAGAGGCAAAAAAAUGGCACUCGCAUCAUCCUCUUCAGUUCUGCUACAUUGAGUGACCCAUGAGUAGGCCGGUUGCCCAGAUCUGACCUUCGCAACUUCAUCAAGUGAAUCAAGUGAAGCAUCAAUGGAAACACAUCAACUAAGAAUAGCCAGCAUCACUCAACAUCUCAGACAAGCUAACCUCCAGAAAGUCUCCAGUUUUUUUCAUCUCCCAAGAUGCGGGGGCAUCCAUGCGGCGAACCUGGCAAAGUGGAACUCCGUCUCAGUCCUGCUGUUCUCUGGCGUGAUAGUGGACUACUUGCACACUAUGCCCGGAACUGCCAGGGUCAAGGUGGGCGAUACCAUCCGUCGAGGCCAAGUACUGUGCGAAUCAGGCGACAUCGGAUUUGCACCAGAACCGCAUUUGCAUGUGGAGAUUCACAGCGCAGCAGAUCCGGAUGGUGCCUCAUUGCCAUGGAGCUUUGGUGAAGGCUUUGUGCCUGUCGCUGGAUGUUGGUACUCCUCCACUGGUGAGGUGCCAGCCCCUAGUGAGAAAUCGAGCAAAGCACGUCCAGGUGCCAUGGUGCUCUCAAAAUCGCGGCGGCGCCUGCAGCGCUUGGAGCGCCAGAAGCGCUCAGAGAGAAGGUGGCGGACGCGGAUGACGCGGGGAUGGCUAUGGCAUGGCUACGGUUCCGAUGGAUACCACAUGGACUGUCCUGUCAAUGUACCCCAGACCUUCCUAGUGCUGCCAAGAGUGAAGCGAGUGCAGUGUGAAAAGCUGUUGCAAGUCCAAGUGCUCUGGGUGGUGACGGUGCACUUCACGGAGGACAACCAGCGCUGGAGCCAUGACUUCGAGGUCAACGAGGACGUGGCGCUGCGAGAGCUCAAGGCAUCUAUGCUGAAUCCACCCGGAAAUGAGGAGGACAUAGAUUCUUUUGAACUGAGGCUCUUGGGACGCCGAGUGCCCGACUUUGAGAAGAUUUCUGAGGACUGCGACCUGGACUUCGAAUAUUUGGGUCCUGAAGAAGGGCAAAUCAAGGCCCGCCGUGACCGAGCAGAUGAACAUCGUUGGAGCGAAUUGCAGCGACCCUUUCAGGAGCCUCCAGCCCGCGACAAGUCGCUCAUUAAGGUUCCAGCACGCUCGCCAUUGCAGGUUCCCACUCCUGAGGCGGCCAAGUUGCCGGCAGUCAAGGGAUAUAGCGCACAACCAGCAAAGCGGCCUUCGGGUGCGACUGCAAAGGGACCCAUGACGCCACUCAAGCGCUGGGAAGUCAUUGGCGGUGCCGACAAAGGAGGCAUUCUGGUGCGUGAGGGUCAGUCCACUACAUCGAAGCAGUUGGCAGAUCGGCUUUCCACUGGCGCACUGGUAGAAGAACUCGAUUUGAGAGGAGAAAGGUUGCAGUACAAGAGGUUGACUGGAAGUGGCCCAGAGACAGGCUGGGUCAGUCUGAGUGUCUCCGGCAAGGAGAUCGUGAAACCUCGGCCCAUGUCGCCAGAGGAAAUGCUCACGUUCGAAUGUGCCUUGUCACUGCAGGAGGAGUUGAUGGAAGGUUUUGGAAAGCCUGAGUUCCAGUCGGCUCUGGCGCAGAUCAUCCAAGAGCAUCCGAGCAAAUCCGGAACCGACUUCCUGCGAAAACGUACUGAGUUGUUCCUCACAGUGCAAAGUGUGGUGCUACCCAGGUAUGGCUUCGAGGGAUCACCCAAGGGCGUCGUCCAGAUGAUGGGUGCCUUUGCGCCGCACGGUCUUCGUGCUGAAGUGGCUUGGAACAACGACCAGCUCAACAAACUUUUGCAAAUGUGA
Molecule: messenger RNA, 1792 nt
Organism: Cladocopium goreaui
Lineage: Eukaryota; Dinophyceae; Suessiales; Symbiodiniaceae
Source: the annotation of a GenBank genome assembly